GUCGUAUUUUUCCCUCCUUUUUUCUAUCCUUCAAUUUAUUCUGCAUAUUAUUUUGAACUAGUUUUUACUUGUAAUGUGAAGUGUAUAGUAUAUAACGUUAAUAGUUAAUAAAUGAAGAUUAUAAGAAUAAAAAUGAGUUUUCAAAGAAAACGAUAUUAUUCACAUUAUGUUAGAAAAACAUCAUUUAUAAACAGACAAUGUUCAAAGUCGAAACUAAGAACAAAAGUUACAAAUCCGAUUCCAAUUGAAACAUAUAAAUCUACAGUGAAUUUGUUUGCAUCUAGAUGUCGAAUAAGGAAAACAGGCCGUACUACGGCAAAAAUCUCAAAAUAUCAUAUAUUAGAGAGUGGAAAUGUGGGACAAACAAUAUGUCAUGACAUACUGAAUACAGAUAUUGGACUUAAUAAAUGUUAUAGAAACAUUAAUUUCAAUGUUGUUACGCCUAUCUUGUCACCGAUUUUAGAAUCAUUCAGAAAUCGGCAUAAUAGAUUUAAUUAUUCAGAGAAACUGAAAUGUAUAAUCGCAAGAGAUAGCAAUAAGUAUGAGAAGCAAAAAAAAUAUAAGAAUCAAAUUGAUCGACGUUCACUGAAAUCUUUCUUUAAUUUGCUAUUAGAUAAAAAUAUUCCUUUGCAAUUAUUUGGAACAAGAAAAAAUUUUAAAGUUAUAAAAAGAAGAAUAGGCUGCCUUUUAAGAACUGUCCCAAAAAAUAAUAUCAUUAUAACAAAAGCUUUUAAAAGAACUGUGAAAAGAAAAAAAGCUACUGGAGCAUCAUUAAACAUGCAACCAUUAUUCAAUAAAUUUGAUAUUUCUAAUAUUGAGUGGUUGCAUUUAAUUAACAAUGAUACAAUACGAUGGAUAAUUGUUUUAAAACUGUUACAUUGGUUCUUUGCACGAUAUAUAAUAAAAAUUUUACAUCAAUAUGUGGUAUUGCUAUCACUUAGAAGUCAAUGGGUUUAUAUUGCAAAAGAUGAUUGGUGCAAUAUGCAGGAAGAAUUUAUAAAGAAAAAAAUAAAUACAUGUGGUCUUAUACCAUGUACACCUAGGAAAAUAGACAAGUUGAAAUUUAAUAUACCUGUUGGAACAUAUAGAUAUAUCCCAACUUCCUCUGGCUUGAGAGCUUUAUUAAUAACAAAAUAUAAUAUUAAAAAAGAAUUUGAUGAUGUUGAUGUUGUUUUGAGAUUUUUGCAGCAAUUAUAUGUCACAUACUUUAAUGAAAAUGGAACUCCAACUACAGCAAGUUGCAAACAGACAAUUUUUAAAUUUCAAGCUUCAACCAAAAAUCCAUUAUAUUGUGUGCGUUGUGAUAUACAAGAUGCAUUUGGCUCAAUCAUACAAGAAAAAUUAUAUGAUAUUAUUACUACAUGCUGUAAGGAUUUAAAAUUAAAUUAUGGAAAUUAUAUUGUGUUAAGGAGAUAUACUACAUCAAAAAAUAGAAAAAGGAUAGAAACAGUGCAAUUUUUAUCUCAUUAUUUGAAGAAAGCAAUAAAUAAAAAGGCAAUUAUGAACAAAAAAAAACCCAAGUUAGUUGAAGUGGGAAAACUGCUGGCUAAGAUAAACAAAUUAAUAUUUGAGCAGAAGGUUAAAAUAGAUUGUCAAGUAUAUUCAAUAAAACAUGGUGUGCCACAAGGUAUGCGGAUAUCACCAAUUUUAUCUGAUAUAUAUUAUGAAAAUAUGUUGAAAGAAAUAUUCUUUGUAUAUAAAAAUAAUGGACUUUUGUGCAGAUAUGUUGAUGAUAUUUUAUAUAUCACUGAGAAUGAACAUUAUGCAACAGAGUUUCUAAAAACUAUCAAAAAUGGCGUACCUGAAUAUAAUGUGAAAUUUAAUCUUUUAAAAAUUCAGUCGAAUCUAGGAUUGCAACAUAAAACAAAAAUUAAUUUUUUAGGAUGGAAUAUAAUAAUAUAAUGGGAUAAUAUAUUGUAUGUUUGUAAUAUAAUACAUGUACAAUAUAAUAAUAUUGUAAAA
Messenger RNA from Cataglyphis hispanica, 1962 nucleotides. RefSeq names its product telomerase reverse transcriptase-like (gene Tert). Gene Ontology annotation, cellular component: telomerase catalytic core complex. Gene Ontology annotation, biological process: telomere maintenance via telomerase. NCBI's taxonomy places the organism in Eukaryota, Metazoa, Arthropoda, Insecta, Hymenoptera, Formicidae. The transcript has 7 exons. The record is from RefSeq and is a predicted model, not a curated record. The coding region runs from base 112 to 1902 and encodes 596 amino acids. Gene Ontology annotation, molecular function: telomeric repeat DNA binding; telomerase RNA binding.